Agrilus planipennis (emerald ash borer) is the source of this 6806-nucleotide messenger RNA. RefSeq lists its product as uncharacterized. The transcript has 5 exons. The coding region runs from base 1 to 4467 and encodes 1488 amino acids. The record is from RefSeq and is a predicted model, not a curated record. Lineage: Eukaryota; Metazoa; Arthropoda; Insecta; Coleoptera; Buprestidae.
AUGUAUUUGGUAGUCAUAAGCCAAAUAAUCGUUAUACAUAACGACGUAUGUAUUUGUACAAAAACANCAAUACAAAAGGGCGGCGAUGUACCCCUGCACGGAUUACGAAAACCGGCACCCGAAAGACCUAAAGACGUCGUCGAUUUAGAGUACAUUCCUGUCACGUCAACGCUCACGAAGAUACGGAUUCACAAGAGUCCGAAAACCGACAAAUAUUUUACGUAUCCGAUCAACGUCCCCUUACGUCCCGUUUCGUCAUCGUCAUCGUCAUCCUUUGCCACUUACAAACGCACGGCCCCUUCGUCCUCACUACCCUCUAACGUUAACAAGCCAUCCGUCACUCCGCCGUUACCGCCCAAGAGACGUUCCUCGAGAAACAGUUCGACCCUACGUCUCAUAUCGACGAUGACUUUGAAAGCAGACCGAUCGCCUAUCAGCAAGAGGCACGAGACGUGCUUCAAAACAAACGACGAUCACAGGACAAGCAACGUGAAAUAUCUGAAAGACAAAAUCACCUGCAGACUGUCGCCAGGGCCUAAUAAAAGAAACUCCACUCAAGAUAAAUCUAAAUUGAAAAUCACGAAAACUCUUAGUUUGAACCCAUCCGGUGACAGACCGGUAAUUGUUUCCACGUUGAGCAGCAAGACUGGCUGUAAGAAUGCCAAAAGAGUCGAGUCUAAAAACUCCAAACACCAGGACAAAACUUUCCAGGGUGUUUUACAAAAGAAGUUUUUCUCUGCCGGCCAGACAUUCGCAGAAGCUAAAAGGAAUCUGUCGAUACAGAAAUCUUCUAAUAAGUUAUCCAAACCGUUCGAUUUGGUGUCCCCCAAUGAAGUCAAAAAGGCCAUCAAGACCAGGGGGAGUUCCCGUAGCUUUGUUAACAUUUCAUCGCUCCCGAAAAUAACAUCGUGUCCAUCAACACCUUUACAAGGUCGACGUAUGAAGACGAAGCCUGACGAUAAUGCGACAAGGAAGCCGAAAACGCCUCCCAAGGAAGAAGUCGAUGGUAAAUUGUCAAUAAUUAACAAAAGAGUUAAUGGUAAGAGAACAAAACCCAACUCUAAAACAACAAAUAUCGCUGAGAUAUUCCGAGAAAAAAACAAAAGCGAUCCAAUGUGUAAAAAAGAUAGAAAACAGAAAAAAUCGUCUAAAAUUAUAUCCAAAAAUAGUGAUUCCCGCGAACAUACCCUUAAGGAAAACAAAGAAGAAAAUCGUAACGCUUCUACUGUCAUUAAAGAUGAGAUAAAGAAGCAGAGCGAGAUUAUAAAAACGAACGAUUUCUUCCAGCAUUUGUUUUUGAAGGACAUCAUUGGAGAUGUUCGGAUCGCUCAGAAGCCUUUGGCAGAUGAUUUUUCCUGGAUCGCCGAGAAAACUAAAAUGUUGCAAAAUAGAAGAACGUCGUUUUCUGAACCAUCAAUAGGUGCACUGAUGAUCUAUUUGAAAUCCAUUAAACCGGUGUCCGAGUCGAAAUUUAGAAGCUUGGACGCAUCCUACAUGAGAUCCCGCUCUGCCAGUCCGAAAACCGUUACUUGGAAAGACGAAAAUUUGGUUUCAUUCAAUUCGGAAUCCAAUAGGAAAGAAAGAAGUAUUAGUUUACCUUCAAAAAUCCCUAUUUCACGAACCAGUCGUUCACCAUCUCCUUGCAGAACUACCAGUUUGAAUUAUUAUCGUCCAAUAUCUCCCACAAAACAGGAUCACUCACAAAAAAUGAGAUCUUCCUCUCCAAAACUGUCUUCCAAGCAGAUAAAGCAUUUAACAACCUUGCAGAGUAGACCGGAUCCACUUCAAAUCUUCUUCGCCACCGAGCAUCUGGCAAAAUCCAAAGAAUUAGCAACAAGCCCUUUAAGUAGCUUGUCAUCCCUUUCCACAGAGAAAGGUGGACUUCCAGUUACAUCCCCAACGGGCAAAAGAUCUCCAAAUGAACCUCUUUUGCAGAAACCUUUGAAACGGAUUACUCCUCGAACCGUCAAAGAAACGUCAGCAUCUAAAAGACUAUCUUUUAGAUCUCGAAGCGCUGGAGAUGCCGAAGAAACCGAUUCCAAAACGACAGCUCCAAUUCUGGAAAAAUCUGUCAGUUUUUCAGAGCUAUCGGGAUUCGGCUCUCUCCACGAUCUUCACACACCGGGACGUUGCAACAGGUUCAAGGAAUUGAAAAACUUCUACAAAACUUUAGAAAAGUUCAGCGAAGUAGAGAAGGUUGCUUCCAGCACGGACGUUAGGCCUCGCGGUAAAUUGGAAAGCGAAAUCGUGGACUACAACAGGUGGAAGGAGGUUCACGUAAGGGAAAGGGCCGAAAAAGAAAUGAAACUGUUGUACAGUAAACUAAAACACGACCAGGCGGAAAAAGGGUUUCUUUUUGAGCCGAAAACGACUCAGUGUUGGAGACCAGAGAACGACCAUGGCUUAAGGGCUAAAGAAAAAUCCAUCGAAGAUGUACGAGACGAACUGCAGAAGUUAAGUAUCAGAAACGAAAGGUCCCUAACCAGUUCGGAAUUAUCUCUGGUCAAAGAUUUGUACAAGCCUCUGUGGAGAGGAAGUUCGGUAAUAGAUUUGGCAUCCAGCAUGGUACAGAAGAGAUCGCACUCGGAAGAAACGAAACAACGGGAUCACUCUUUUCCACCUGUGAAGACUUUUGGGAAGUCCGAUUUUGGGUUCUUGAGACAGAUAUGGAGCAGUCUUUCGACCGAACAGCUGGAUAAUCUCAAGUCUCAACUGUCGGAAAUCUACGGCAAAAAUGGAACGGCGACGUUACCGAAACCUGUGCCGAAAAAAACCGACACUAACUAUUUUAUAGACGUGACCGAACGGAAAAAUUUUAACGACGACCUUAAGGUUAGAAGAUGCUCAGAAUCGUCCGCUUCUUGCCUCCAAGCACCGCGUCCGUUUGCAAAAGUCACUGCCCAUGUACUUUCGGAAAACGAAAAGAGACAUUUGUCAUUGUCCCUUUGCAAGGAAGCCGCAGCAAGGAACGUCAUUCUUCCCAAAGAAACGAGAGGAUCUAUAGCAGCAGCUAGUACGUCUCUUAUCGCUUCCGAAGCCACUUCUCCAAGGACCUGUUAUUCCCUUGAAAUAUCAGAAGACGAAGUGGACAAGAAGACCAAAGACAACGAUUACCUUUUGGUACUGACCGAGAAGCUGAUGCCUGCACGAAAAUCGGAAGAAAUCAGCAACACUCUGAGCAACUGGGCCGAACCGAAGAAACAGCAGCACCUGUCCACGGAAACCGUUGGAAAAUCCACCAGCGAAACUGAGAGUGCCAGUACGGACGAGUCGACAAGAACCGCGAUAUUCGUCGACAAAAAAGACGAGGUCACAAAGAAAAUAAAAUACUUCGAAGAGAAGGCGGCCGAAGAAGAAAAAUACAGUCCCGUAAUGUACAAACCUGCCGACAGCGACUCUGAAAAAUCCGAUUCUUCACAAACAGUCAAACCAUUAACCAGAUCUCAGUCAAACCAAAACCUGAAAGAUUUUUUCGGUGAAAGAUUGCCUAGUCAGAAGAUUCCUAGGGCUAGUGAAGAUCUGCCAGUAUUGAGGACCUUUACAGAAAGUACGUUGUUCAGGAGAGUCCACAGCGAUCCAGAAUUGAACAGAAAAAGCCAGAUUCACAUCCCAGGGCAAAAGGCGGGAGAUGUUGACUCGUUACGGAGAAAAUACGAAUAUCCGUGGAUCGGUAGGAAAAGUAGGAGCAGAACAAGAAGAGGUGGCGUUGUAUCGCCCCUAUUUUUCCGUCCCCAAGAUCGCCUAAUGCCCCACAUUAACAUAAUCAGUAAAAUAGCCAGUCUCUGUUCUAAACGGGACUCCUCGCAGCACAAACGUUUCCAAACUAGCACCGAAGAACUGGCCAGUUAUCUGGGAUGUCCCGUUGGAGAGGUGGAAAAACUCCGAAAAAAGUUCGACUCUCCCGACAGAAACAUUUCGUUGUUGGGCCGAAUGUUCACGUCAUCCCCAAAUCUACACGAACUGAAAGAUAUCGCCCCGUAUCUUGCUGGAGACUGGACCGCUCACAAAUAUCCGAGACUGGACGACAACACCCGUUCCCUUUCCUCCCCCGAACACUCCCCUGCAUCCAGAGACACUAAUCUCGUACGGAAAGAUCGAUCCAGACCGAAAUCUUUCUCCCCCAUACGUCCUAGACACCACACAGUUUGGGAUCAAGGUCGGGAGAGGAAGAAAUUUGAUCCAAAGAUUGAUCCACUGUCCAGGUACUGUCCCGAAGAAAGGUAUAGGUCGUGGUUGCUACCCAAUCCUACUACCAGACCCACAGUAAAAUUUAAAGACCCAGAACCACCGGCACCACCACCAAAGAGGAAUUUAAUAACGGGCAAGGCCGUAACUCCAGGUAGGGAAAAGUUUGUUUUGUUUUUGUUGUGUGUUCUUGGGAGAUAUUGUCGUAUUGUCGAUAACUUUUGUUUUAACAACAGUGGAACAUCGAAUCUUCUUUUGAUGUGCGAUUUUCUUAUUUUGUAACAAAUGCCAACAGCAAAUAAACAAUACAGUAUCUGUCCAUACUGUAACGAUAACGAUCAAUUGUUUUUGAUCUUUGAAGCAACUGUUUCGUUUUGUUUUUGUUUUUGUUUAACUCGGUUUUUACACCAUGUGUAAAGAAAAUUUUCUUUUGUUGCAACUGAUCGAGUUAUGAAAUACUUCCUGGUUUACAAUCAGCCAGAUUACAUCACCAAUCACAAUCAGCUUCUCAUCGCUAAUUCUUUACCGGCCUGAUAUAGCAAUUAAUUGCGAGUCGAUCAUUACAGCAGCGUUACUGUUUGUUCAUCUGCGUAUCGUGCGAAUUUAAAAAAGAGUACGUAUUAUAUUAUAUGUAUAGGUGUUGUACAUAUUUAUUACCCCACUAGGUAUAGAAUUUCGCGGUUUUUCUAAGUUUUAAGUGUGUAAUGUCUACGUGAAAAUAUUACGCGUAUUCAACCUUGAAGUAUCAAAACUUAUCGCUACGUCGUGCACGUUUAUUAAUAAAAACCUGCCGUAUACAUAUCGGGUUUUCAGAUAGAUAAGAUUAACAACAAAAUAAGAAACAACUUCGAUCGAUUUUGUUAAACAGCUGCCGUCUACCGCCGUCGAUUGUUUCAGAAAUCAUCACCGCAAAAAAAAACAGAUUCGAUGCGACUGAUAUUUAUCAAUUGUUAAAUUACGUAGGCACGCGAUCUCAAAACAAUAAAAAAAAAAUGAACUCAUGAACAAGCGAUGUUAAUGUGGGUGAUGUUGUGUUGUUUUAAUAUUAAUAACAGUUGGAGCGGUCCUGCAAUUGUAGCGAUUGUUAAACUCGUACUGGAAAUGUCGAAAGUAUUAGAGGACAUCCGGUUGAGGAAGAAGACACCGGAACAAAUUGCUAGACAAGAGGAGAUCCGCUUGAAUCGACACACAAUCGGAAAUGUUAACCAAAUCCACGGACCACUGCCUUCUUCUUUCGUCAGUAGUUAGUUAUUGAACAGAAACAGUAGUACAAGUAUGUAAUAUUUGCUUAAAUCCAUUCCCGGAUGUAAAAAUGAUGUCUUCACUUUACGCGACAAGGUUGUUAAGUUAAAACUACACGCUAUACAAGUGCGUUGAAUUGGUGUAUUUUUACAAUUAACUCACAGGAUACUUGUGAGACGUGUACGUAAUUAUAAUUAAUAAAUAGGAAUGUCUUGGCAUUCGUUCACGCUAUUGUAAGUCGGAAAAAAAAAACAAGUGAUGAAAUUGUUGUUUCUUCUUCAGUUGCAGCCAACUGGAGUGUCACCAGCCAGUAGUAGAUACAUAGUUAGUUAUAGUUGAAGGAAUAUAAUUAUUUAUGGAUAUGUACCAAGUACAUAGUAAUACAUACGUAUUUUCUACAUGUGUGUAAGCGGUAUGUCGGUCAGAGUUUUUGUAGAAAACGCGGUAAUUACUUACGGCGACAUCGUCAUUUGUUCCGCGAUUUUCUCUUUUGUUUUAACGCGACAAUCUCAUCGAUAGGUACUAUUGACAAUUGUGAAAAUUUAGUGUUAAAGUUCACUUUUUAUAUUACUACCAGGUAUGCAAAGGUUUGUUUAUUUAAUUAAAUCGAAAUCCACAGCUAUCUGUGGUAAGGAUUCAUUCAUUAAUUCAUUUUUGAUACCUAACAAAAUCUUUUCGAGAUAUAAAAAGAUUGAUAUGCAUUUGUUUGCCUAUUCAAUUGUUUUUAGUAUAUGUACUUAGAUUGUUUUUAUAACUGUGACAAAUUUAUACAUAACGACGUAUGUAUUUGUACAAAAACAAUUUAAUCAACUCAAUAACUUUUUAAUUUCGUAUUCCAUGUUGUAUCUAGCGCAGUCUGGGACCAUUAAAAUUUUAUUAUUAACAUCAGGGAACGGAUUGCAAUGUGACACAAUUCUGUCUUUAUUUUCGAAAUUAGAAGUUGCCCGUUUUAUUUAUUAUGUGCAUCUCUGACUGGACUAGUUGUACCAUUUUCUGAAUAUUAUUAUCAGUUCAGACAUUACACGAGAAUAGUGGGAAAAUAUUAAAAUAACUUGGGCCUGAUUUGUAUGCAAAUGCAUCAUCCAUUGUAUCAAAAAAUUGUAUAAACGUUUUUGAUGAAUUGCAUGCAUUUGUUUUCUAUCUGUCACAUUAAUUAAUAAAGGAACUAAAGCUUCUUCUAAACGAUUUUAAGUUCUAAUAGGACUAUAACUGCACUCUAGUUACUGGCGGAAAACUUAUUGGGAAAAUAUACGAAAAAAUUAUAUAAACACAAAAAAUCGCUCGCGAAAUUUUUCGGAGAUGGAAGAUUUUUCCUAAAUUGAAAGGGAUGAAAAUUAUGUAAAAAGAUACGUAGAAUCUCAUGGUGCCAACGGUUUUCC